Molecule: messenger RNA, 7080 nt
Organism: Siniperca chuatsi (mandarin fish)
Lineage: Eukaryota; Metazoa; Chordata; Actinopteri; Centrarchiformes; Sinipercidae
Gene: ptch2
Product: patched 2
Exons: 23
Coding region: 461-4930 (1489 amino acids)
Biological process (GO): smoothened signaling pathway
Cellular component (GO): plasma membrane
Molecular function (GO): hedgehog receptor activity; hedgehog family protein binding; smoothened binding
Source: RefSeq, a predicted model, not a curated record
AUAGGCGAUGUUUGCAAAGUAAUUUGCCUCUUCCUUGGCCAAUGGGAGCCGGAGCACUUUUCCAUCAAACCUCCCUUUUCAGGAUUUGCCGAGAGGCGAACUUCUCCAAAUGUUACCGCUACGGGAUCGGAGUUAGACUUGACACAGACGGCUCAGACAUAGGCUACCACUACUACUACUACUACUACUACUACUACUACAACUACUCAUCUCUGAGACGUCGUUUCAUAAACUAUCGGGACGAAUGAAGACUGAAGGAUCUAUACGGAUUUCGGCGCAUAAUGUUGGGAUGGAGUUUCGAGACUUGUUUGGCUCCAAGGAAGACUAGAAAACGUCCCUCUAACUUGUCGCCGGCGGUGCUGGAUGCGCUCCUCUUCUAUGUUGGAUUAUUGUUGCUUUUUCUGAACUCGCACCGAUUCUCUGUCGCUUCGCUCUGCGCCCCGUUCCCCCUCUUUGGACUAUGGCCUCGGAUCGCGGGGUCCCAGGGGCCGGCGUCUAUGGAGAUUUACCCCCGAGUUAUACGCGCUCCCAGCCGCCCACGAACCCAGACCUACUCCGCAGACCCAGCUACUGCCACGCUGCUUUCGCACUUAAACAGAUCUCAAAGGGGAAGGCGGUAGGUCAGAAAGCUCCUCUGUGGAUCCGGGCGAGGUUCCAGGCCCUCCUGUUCUGUCUGGGCUGCCACAUCCAGAGGCACUGUGGGAAGGUCCUCUUUAUUGGACUCUUAGUAUUUGGGGCUCUGUCUGUGGGACUCCGAGUCGCAGCCAUCGAAACGGACAUCGAACAGCUAUGGGUGGAAGCUGGUAGUCGGGUGAGCACGGAGCUUCGCUACACCAAGGAGAAGCAGGGAGAGGAGUCAGUAUUUACCUCACAGAUGCUUAUCCAGACCCCCAAAGAAGAGGGCACCAAUAUUCUUACCCAGGAGGCUUUGCUGGUUCACAUGGAAGCCGCCCUGUCCGCCAGCAAGGUCCAGGUGUCACUGUUUGGAAAAUCGUGGGAUCUUAACAAAAUAUGCUAUAAAUCAGGAGUCCCUAUUAUUGAAAAUGUCAUGAUUGAAAGGAUGAUUGACAAGCUAUUCCCCUGUAUGAUAAUCACCCCAUUGGACUGUUUUUGGGAAGGGGCCAAACUACAAGGAGGCUCCGCCUAUUUACCCGGUAUGCCAGAUAUCCAAUGGAUGAACCUAGAUCCAGUCAAGCUAAUGGAGGAACUGAGUCAGUUCACUUCACUGGAAGGAUUUAAGGAGAUGUUGGACAAAGCCCAGGUGGGGCAUGCCUACAUGAACAGGCCAUGUCUAGACCCCUCAGACCCUGACUGCCCUCUCAGUGCACCCAACAAGGAGCAAGGAGAGAGUCCUGACAUUGCUGGGCGUCUCCAGGGUGGUUGCCAUGGUUUCAGCCAGAAGUUCAUGCACUGGCAGGAGGAGCUGAUCCUGGGAGGACGGGUCAAGAACAACCAGGAUACUCUGCUGAGUGCGGAGGCUCUCCAAACCAUGUUCCUGUUGAUGAGUCCUAAGCAGCUGUACGAGCACUUUAAAGACGACUAUGAGAUCCACGACAUAAACUGGAAUGAAGAAAAGGCUACCGCCAUCCUUGAGUCCUGGCAGAGGAAGUUUGUGGAGGUGGUCCACCGGAGUAUCCCAUCAAACUCCAGCCAAUCCAUCCACGCUUUCUCCACCACCACCCUCAAUGACAUCAUGAAAUCUUUCUCUGAUGUCAGUGUCAUCAGGGUGGCUGGAGGAUACCUGCUCAUGCUGGCCUAUGCCUGUGUCACCAUGCUAAGGUGGGACUGUGCCAAGUCCCAGGGGGCAGUGGGGCUGGCCGGGGUGCUGUUAGUGGCUCUGUCGGUGGCUGCAGGACUGGGUCUCUGCUCCCUGCUCGGCCUCUCCUUCAAUGCUGCCACCACACAGGUGCUUCCCUUCCUGGCACUAGGGAUUGGUGUGGAUGACAUGUUUCUGUUGGCUCAUUCGUUCACAGAGGCUGGAAUUAACAUCCCCUUUAAGGAGCGGACAGGAGACUGUUUGCGUCGCACCGGCACCAGUGUGGCUCUGACUUCCAUCAACAACAUGAUUGCUUUCUUUAUGGCCGCUCUCGUACCCAUUCCUGCCUUGCGAGCGUUCUCUUUGCAGGCGGCCAUUGUGGUCGUGUUUAACUUUGCCAUGGUGCUGCUCAUCUUCCCUGCCAUCCUCAGUUUGGACCUCCACCGGCGCGAGGACAAACGUUUGGAUGUCCUCUGCUGCCUGUACAGCCCCUGCUCCAACCGCGUCAUCCACCUCUCUCCGCAUGAGCUGUUAGACGCCGGAGAGCAGCCACACACGCCUACGACGGCAACGGCGCAUACGCACCAGUACACGGUGGGAUCGACAAUCACCACCAGCACCCAAAUCACCACCACAGUGCAGGCAUUCACGCAGUGUGACUCAGCAGGCCAGCAUAUAGUCACCAUCCUACCACCUACCUCACAGAUCUCCACCAGCCCGCCGUCCAUCAUCGUCUGCCCCACUUCACAGCCUCAAGCCAUCACACCUUCCCCCACCACCACCUCUGUGCCAGACCCCUAUGGCUCCCAGCUCUUCACCCCUACCUCCAGCUCCACACGGGACCUCUUAGCCCAGGUGGAGGAUUCCAAAUCAGGAAAGGAGUGCGUCCCACUCCCUUUCCUGCACUGGAACCUGUCCAGCUUCGCCAGGGAGAAAUAUGCCCCUCUGCUCCUCAAGCCCAAAAGCAAAGCCAUCGUGGUGGUUCUCUUUCUAGGCCUCCUGGGCCUCAGCCUGUAUGGGACCACCAUGGUGCACGACGGCCUCUACCUAACCGACAUUGUGCCACGCGACACCAAGGAGUAUGACUUCAUCGACGCCCAGUUCAAGUAUUUCUCCUUCUACAACAUGUACCUGGUAACCAUGGAUGGAUUUGAUUACGCCCGGUCACAGAGGCUGCUGAUCCAGCUGCACAACGCCUUCAACUCUGUUAGACACGUGGUCAGAGACAGUGACAACAAACUGCCCCGCAUGUGGCUGCACUACUUCCAGGACUGGCUCAGAGGUCUUCAGGCUGCUUUUGAUGCUGACUGGCAGGCAGGCAGGAUUACCUCUGACAGCUAUCGUAACGGCACAGAGGACGGCGCUCUGGCGUACAAGCUCCUUAUCCAGACCGGCUCCAAGAAAGAGCCUUUUAACUACAGCCAGCUAACUUCUCGUCGGCUGGUGGAUGCAGAGGGUUUGAUCCCCCCGGAGGUGUUUUACAUUUACCUGACAGUGUGGGUCAGUAACGAUCCUCUGGGCUAUGCUGCCUCCCAGGCCAACUUCUAUCCCCAUCCUAGAGAGUGGAUUCACGACAAGUAUGACACUACAGGGGAGAAUCUGCGCAUCCCAGCUGCAGAGCCCCUGGAGUUUGCCCAGUUCCCUUUCUACCUGAAUGGCCUUCGCCAGGCCAGCGACUUUGUGGAGGCCAUCGAGAGUGUGCGGGCCAUCUGCGACGAGUUUAGCCGCAAGGGUGUGUUCAACUACCCUAAUGGAUACCCCUUUCUGUUCUGGGAGCAGUACAUUGGCCUCAGACACUGGUUCCUGCUGGCGAUCAGCGUGGUGCUGGCCUGCACCUUCCUGGUCUGUGCGAUUCUCCUGCUCAACCCCUGGACUGCCGGUAUCAUUGUGUUUAUCUUGGCCAUGAUGACAGUGGAGUUAUUUGGCAUCAUGGGACUGAUUGGCAUCAAGCUGAGCGCCAUCCCCGUGGUCAUCUUGAUCGCCUCUGUGGGAAUCGGAGUGGAGUUUACCGUUCACAUCGCACUUGGCUUCCUGACAGCGAUUGGCAACAGAAACAAGCGCUCUGCAGUGGCUCUGGAGCACAUGUUUGCCCCGGUGGUUGACGGAGCGAUCUCCACACUUCUGGGCGUGCUCAUGCUGGCAGGGUCAGAAUUUGACUUCAUCAUGAGGUAUUUCUUUGCUGUGUUGGCCAUCCUGACUGUUUUGGGGAUGCUGAAUGGCUUGGUUCUUCUGCCAGUCCUUCUGUCCAUGAUGGGCCCUCCGGCUGAGGUCACUCCAGUCGACAAUGCCAGCCGCUUGCCCACGCCUUCCCCUGAACCCCCACUGCCCCCACCAAUGACUCACCACGGGUACUACACGGAACACAACCCACGGUCAUCUUGUCAACAGGCUUUUUCGGAGUCGUCAGACUCUGAGUAUUACUCGGAGAUGACCACCACGUCAGGGAUCGGGGAGGAGGAUUAUAAGUACUGUGACCGGAGUGCGUACAUAGCAUCGCACACCAGCGUUCCACCUGCAACAUCUCACAUACUGCUGGAAGCCAGCAAGAACCCCAGCUUCCCCAAGCUUACGGUGGUGAAGCCAUUCAGAGAAAAUGCAACAGGCACUGGUGGAAGGAUAGAACCAUUAAACGAAUCUUCCCACAAUGUGCAGUCACCGCUCGGCUCCCAGGUUACAUGCUGGGAUGGAAACAAGCGGGAGCAGCAGCAGGGCCUCCAGAGGCUCCAGGCACAGCCCAGCCAACACUUACCCAGCGAGAGAGCACACUACACUGGGAGGACUUGUCAAAGCGGCCCCAGGCUGCAGAACAGCAGAGGGCCUCAGCCAAACAGGACUAAAGGGCCGAGCUAUAUUAACUCCACCCUGCCGACGCAACAAGGCUCCAUUGGGGGUCCUGUUACCAUGGUAACGGCCACAGCCUCCGUGACAGUGGCUGUGCAUCCGACAUUGCCAGGGGCAGCAUACCAAGGCUACAUGCAUGAAGGUUUUGACACGGACAGUGAGUCAGACUGUUUUGAGGCUGCUAAGAGGACUUGUGGUGACAAAACAAACUUUUCUUCAUGUAAGAGAGACUCUCUAGAGCUCCAGGACUUGGAAGCAACACAGAGCCACACAGAGCAUCAGCUCAGCAAGACACAAGGUGGGCUGAGGAUCCAGGCAGCCAAAGAUUGCUAGACUCUCUCAAACGCCCUGUCUUCUCUCUUUGAGUCUCUGGCUGCGUCCCAGAGCACCUUGACGCCCACAUGGCAUCACAUCACUUCUUGAACUCUCAACUGUACAUAGACUUCACACAAAAAGGAGAGGAUUUAUUUCAAGGACAUAUAAGGAAAAAAUAUGACGUUUUAAGAAUUAUAUAAAUCUAUGAGUAUAUAUUUUAAUACUAAAAAAGAAGGAAGCUAUUUAAAAGAGUACUGUAUAACUUGGGUAUACUCUUGUGUAAAAGUUCAGAUGUAAAAGAUUAUUUGUUUUUGUGGGGCGGUUGAUUUCUCUCUCCCCCCACAGUGUAUAGAAUAAGAAAUGUGCUAUAUGUAAAAAGUGUCCACAAAAAGUGAGAUGAUAUUAAGAUAUUAGGCUAUUGAACAUACAUGUCGGUGUCAGUGUUUUAUUUCUAUUUGUAUUGUUAUUGUUCUUUUUUUUUUUGCUGCUACACUUCAAAAUAAUUUUAAGUGAUUUGCCUUAAGAAAUGCAGUACCCCCUCUUCCCCCUCUGGUUUAAGUCAGUAUAACUUUGUUCACAGUAUUGUACUGUGAGAUAUUCUGCUUCUGACACACUCUGUUGUAUUAUAAGUAUCGACAUUCUCUGUCACAGUUUUCACUGUUAAAAAGAGCAGAGAAUUACACAACAGAUACUGUUUUCUUAACAGUAGUUACCGUCGUGCCUUCAAUGUGUCCCCUUUUCUUGUUAUCACAGCAUUCAGAGCUCAGUAUUAUGUUCUCGCUUUGGCAUAAAUAUGUUUUUUACCUGUUUUGUCUUGUCCAGACACAGAAUGUUUGUCAAGAAGCAGUAGCAGUCUCAUGUUUGUCAGUUAUCACCAUCAUCUGUCUGAAUAUUGUUGAAUGUGAUCAGUCAGCCAACAAGCUGGCAGAGUCACACCUAAUUCAUAUUUCAUGUUAAAUCUUUGUCUGGGUGUCCCAAUGUCCUCUGCAGUUUUAAACUACUUGAAGGAGCUGUGAUAAGAUUUUUUUUCUUCUGCAGUUUUUGUAAGCUCUACAGUGGGUGAAGUUCACAUUUGUCACUUUGUGUUUGACAAUUGCGUUAUUCACCUUCUUGUAUUAUUUUGAAAGGGAAUUAUAAAAUCCAAUGCAAAGGGAGUGGUUAUAUUUUAUUUUAUUAUUAUUAUUAUUUUCUCCUUUUUUUUCUUUGCUGGCUGCUUUAGGGUUGUAACAUGUUCAUGCUCUUGUGACCCUGUGCAAAUAUUACUAUAUGUAAACUGGUUUAAUCUUUAUAAUGCUUCAACCUGCUCUGACUCACUUUCUAAUUUCUCAUGCUUCUUGUUAAUACAAACCUCAUAUAUGUCACAUUACAUUUUCUUUCAUUCUUUUCAUGUAAUUUGCUUUACAAAGUUUCCGUUGUUGUUGUUGUUCAGUAUUGGUCUCAUCACUGCCAGGUUAAAUUGCAGGGAAAAACUUCAAUGACAUAUUUUAAGUGGCAGCUUUGGAUUCUUUUGUAAAUAUGAAAGAAAAGUUAAGUAGCUACUGUGCAGUUGUGAAUAAUUAAGCAGAAUGAGCAAAGCACCAUUCACAGUUUGAUCAGACCAUAGACAGUCAGCAGGUGUUGUCAGACAGUGGUGAGGAGUUUGGGGGCUCCUGCAUCGGUUUGUAGUUUAUUUCAAAAAAAUUGUUAAUGUCAUGCCAUAUAAAUUAUUUAUAUUAAAAUUUUAUUUUUGUAGUUUGUACAGAUGUUAGUAUCUAGACUGAAGUUCUAUUUUUAAAGAGUGAAUAUAUAUUAUAUAUAAAUAUAUCUAUUUGUUGACAAGUUUUUUGUUGUUGUUUUGUUUUGUUUGCAUUUUGGGAUGGGGGAGGGGGGUUGUGGGAGGGAGGGGUUGACAACACUUUAGAGCAGAGGCCUUUUUUAUUUUUGGUGGAGCAAAGGGGGUAGUUGGGGGACCAUGAAGGAGAAGGUGUGAUUGUGUCACUGUUACACCUUGUUUUUAAGUUUCCUCUUGGCCCUUCCUUCUUCAUUGUCAUUUUUUUAAAUGUUCUUGUCCAUGUCUAAAACACUGUGACUUCUGAAAACUAUGCUCAAGAAAACUCUCGUGUGACCGUUAUGUUCCCUCACCUGCUAUAGAAAUUUAACUAACAAAAUAAAUUGAAUGAAAAAAAGUG